AACCAAUCCACGACGCUUGUCCGUUUCCAUGGGACUCUGCAAAACAGGCUUUUCUUUUCUGUGUAGCUAAUAUGUUUAAAAUGCACCAUGGAAAACUGAUUAGGCACUGAAAACGUGUUUUUGUUAUUUGUAGGUGUUCACGGAUGGUAAUAGAUAGUUUUUUCAGGUUAGCUUCAGCUGGAUAACCGCAGCAAGAGCAACAACAUCUUUCCAAGAUGAGCGAACAGUUAAAAUUCAUCGUUGAACAACUAAACAAGGACCCGUUCAAGAAAAACUUCAACCUCAUCACAUUUGACUCACUGGAACCGAUGCAGCUUUUGCAGAUCUUAAAUGACGUCCUGGCCGAAGUAGACCCAAAGCAAGCCACGGACAUUCGUGAAGAAAUGCCUGAACAAACUGUAAAGAGGAUAUUUUCUCUUCUUGGUGUGCUGAAAUACAAACCUCCUGCCAACCUCUCUGAUGUGAGCAGCUUUAGACAAGGUCUGGUGACUGCUAGCAAACCUGUGGUUCACCCCAUUCUGAACUGGCUGCUGCAGAGGCUCCCUGAGCUCAGGAAGAGGGCUUACUUAGCCCAGUUCCUCGUUAAGCUUGAGAUACCUACAGAUUUUUUGCAGGAUGACAUCACCAAUGACACAUAUCAUCAGUAUGAAGAGCUGGUGGAAGAAUUUAAGACAUAUCAUAAGGAAUGUGAGCAGUUAAGGACUUCAGGCCUCUCUACCUCAGAAAUCAGAAGGGACAUUAGCGCCAUGGAGGAAGAGAAAGAUCAACUAAUCAAACGUGUGGAGAGGCUGAAGAAGAAGGUGGAGCCGGUGUCCAACCAUCAGCGGAUGCUGGAACAGGCCAGACGUCUGCGAGUGGAGAAGGAGAGAGAGGAGUCACUGACUCACCAGAAGCAAGAACAGAAAAACCAGCUGUUUCAGGCAGAGCAGAGACUGCUGAGAUUACAGCAGCAGCUGAAGGAUUUGCAACAAUCAGCAGCAGAUGCUAAUCCAGAGAGUCUAAUGAAGAGAUUGGAGGAGGAGAUCAAGAUCAACUCCUACAUGGUGACCAAAAAACUCCCCAAGGAGCUGGAGGGCAUGAGGCGUUCAGUGCAAUACCUGCAGAAAGUAGCAUCAGAGCCUGCAAUGGGCCAGGCCGAUCUCCAAGAGCUGGAGAAUAAGAUUAAAGAGGCCGACGCUCAGAUAAACCAGCUGAUUGAAAAGAGGAUGAUGAGGAAUGACCCCAUAGAUGACAAACUGACCCUUUACAGGCAACAGGCCUCCAUUAUCGCUCGAAAGAAGGAGUCCAAGGCAGAGGAGCUUCAGGAAGCGAGGGAGGAGCUGGCCGCUGCACAGAGGGAGAUGAAUCAGAAGAACAACCAGUCACAGGCUUCAUAUGGAGAAGAAGUCAUCCGGGGUGAUGAGAUGAAACGUUUGGUGUUGAAACUGCGCAGCAAGGGAACAGUAUACAAGAAGAAACGCCAGGAAAUUGCAGAGCUGAGAGGAGAAUAUGGUGUCCUGCAACGGACAGAGGAGAUUCUCAAGCAGAAACACAAGAUCAUCCAGCAGAAACUGCAAACGUUGGAGGCUGAGAAGGGCAUAUCUGGCUACAGUGACACUCAGGAUGAGCUGGAGAGGGUGUCUGCCAUCAAGACUGAGCUCGACGAGAAGAAGGGUCGCACUCUGGACGACAUGUCUGAAAUGGUGAAGAAGCUGAACUCAACAAUAGCGGAUAAGAAGACGGCUCUUGCGCCGAUAAUCAAAGAGCUGAGGUCACUGAGACAGAGCCGGGAGGAGCUAAAUCAAGAGUAUGAGGAGAAAAAGGCACAAUAUGAAAGUUGUGCUGCUGGUUUGGAGAGCAACAGAUCUAAAUUGGAGCAGGAGGUGAGAGAACUGAGAGAGGAGAUGGCACAAAAGGAAAACCGAUACCACUUUGUCAACUCGAUGUCAGAGAUCAUUGAGAUGCAAAUGCAGCGGGCAGCUGAAGAGAUGAAGGCCUACGUGUCCUCUGAUCCCCAGGAGAGGAAGAAGACCAUCAGGGAAGUGUAUAUGAAGAACAUUGCAGAGCAGGAGUUACUCGGCAAGAAGUUGCGUGAGGAACAAAAGAUGGUGAGGGAGAGCCACGGCUCGAACAUGGAGCAGAUGAAGUUGUGGCGUGACCUGGAGCAGCUGAUGGAGUGCAAGAGGCAGUGCUUCAUAAAAGCACAGAACCAGGUUUCUAUCGGUCAUGUCAUUCAGGAAGGAGGGAAGGACAUGCUGGUACUGUGAGGCUCUGCUGCUCCCCAGCUUUCCAGUAACUAAAUUCAGUUCAUCAUAAUAUUCUGUAUCACCCAACUAGCUUCCUCAAACUUUUAAUAGUGAAUAUGUGUUAAAUGUUUCUGGAAACCGUAGCAUUAAAG
Cololabis saira (Pacific saury) is the source of this 2377-nucleotide messenger RNA. RefSeq names its product intraflagellar transport 81 homolog (gene ift81). Gene Ontology annotation, biological process: intraciliary transport; cilium assembly. The record is from RefSeq and is a predicted model, not a curated record. Lineage: Eukaryota; Metazoa; Chordata; Actinopteri; Beloniformes; Belonidae. Gene Ontology annotation, molecular function: tubulin binding. The transcript has 18 exons. Gene Ontology annotation, cellular component: centrosome; intraciliary transport particle B; cilium. Bases 216 to 2246 code for a protein of 676 amino acids.